Messenger RNA from Liolophura sinensis, 1456 nucleotides. RefSeq lists its product as uncharacterized. Lineage: Eukaryota; Metazoa; Mollusca; Polyplacophora; Chitonida; Chitonidae. The record is from RefSeq and is a predicted model, not a curated record. The transcript is spliced from 5 exons. The coding region runs from base 293 to 850 and encodes 185 amino acids.
UAUUUACUUGACGCCAUGGUAUUCAGGCUGCUCUGACAGAAACCCCCCUGUUACGAUCGACGUGUCAGUACCAAAAAGUGUCAGUGUUGAACUACCCUGUCUUAUUGGCUACCGGUUGUCAGGGCAUCCGUCCUUUGAGAGAGGCUGGUGGGAACUUAACAGUCAGGAUAACGUGGUCAAAAAGGAUUCUUCCGGAACAGUAAAUAGUUCAGAAGGUUAUGGGAUAACUGACGAGUUUUCUCUGAUCGUGAACAAAACUGAGCCCGGAAAAUGGUUGUAUAAGUGCACAGUGAUGAACGAUACAGCCCUCGACAACCUACGACAACAGCUGACUACACUCGUCGUCACAGAUGACGUCACAGAGGUCAUUAAUCGAUCUUCCGGUAAUGACGUCACAUUGCAUUGCCCUGCUGAUAAAGGAUCUCUGGCCACGUGGUAUAAGGGGAUGAGCAUACCCAGGAAGACUGUAGCCGCCAGUGCGCCCAGCCCAGGGUCAGAGUUCACGAUACCGUCGGCUUCGGAGUCAGAUUCGGGGAUUUAUGUCUGUGACGUUAUCGCUGAGAACCACGGCCAAGUCAAGAGAAAACUCCUGUAUUUCGCGGUGUCUGUCACUGAGGCUGAAGGGGACGGGCUCCAGCUAAGCCUGAUAGUUAGCACGGCAGUGAUACUAUGUGUCGUGUUAGCAGUAGGAGUUAUAUGCUACAGAAGGAGGAAGACGAGAAACACAGGUCGGGAUGAUACAAGUAUUCGAUAUCAGUCAUCUGUCUCCCAGACUCCAGAUGUGUGCCAGUAUGUGAAAGUUGGCUCAAAUAUAUCUCCUGACGAGAGUGUAGUGAUGGAGACAGGUUGAGUGGCCUCGUGCAGGUAGACUUGUGUAAACACCUCCAAACGACAGUAUGAUGGUGAGUGGUUGAGUGGCCUCGUGCAGGUAGACUUGUGUAAACACCUCCAGACGACAGUAUGAUGGAGACAGGUUGAGUGGCCUCGUGCAGGUAGACUUCUGUAAACACCUCCAGACGACAGUAUGAUGGGGAGUGGUUGAGUGGCCUCGUGCAGGUAGACUUCUGUAAGUACCUCCAGACGACAGUAUGAUGGGUACAGGUUGAGUGGCCUCGUGGAAACAGAUUUGUGUAAACACCUCCUGACGACAGUAUGAUGGGGACAGGUUGAGUGGCCUCGUGGGAACAGAUUUGUGUAAACACCUCCAGACGACAGUAUGAUCGGGAAGUAGUUGAGUGACUGCACUGGUAGAUUUGUCUGCACAAAUGUGACAAUGGUAUGGUAAUAGUGACGAACAAAAUAUCGGACGACAAAUGCACGUAAAAAAUUUUAUACACCGCUUUGAAAGAAAUAAUCAUUUACUCAGAGUCAUUCUGGCAGGGUCAUUAUGUGUUUGUAUCACGAAUGCAUUCCAAAUGGAAGGAAAUGUUAGUACACUGAUUGUAACAAAAGGAAG